Manis javanica (Malayan pangolin) is the source of this 11231-nucleotide messenger RNA. The record is from RefSeq and is a predicted model, not a curated record. NCBI's taxonomy places the organism in Eukaryota, Metazoa, Chordata, Mammalia, Pholidota, Manidae.
CUCGCCGCCUCCCCGCCCCGCCGGCCGGCCGCCCCCUCCUCCGCCUCUCUCCCCUCCCCCCCGCCGGUCGGGAUCAGUCAGUGCGAUCCGAAGCGGGGGAGGGGGGGGCGGCGGCCGAACGAUGUGUGAGAACUGCGCAGACCUGGUGGAGGUGUUAAAUGAAAUAUCUGAUAUAGAAGGUGGUGAUGGACUGCAGCUCAGAAAGGAACAUACUCUCAAAAUAUUUGCUUAUAUCAAUUCCUGGACACAGAGGCAAUGUCUGUGCUGCUUCAAGGAAUAUAAGCAUUUGGAGAUUUUUAACCAAGUAGUGUGUGCACUUAUUAACUUAGUGAUUGCCCAGGUUCAAGUGCUCCGGGACCAGCUUUGCAAACAUUGUACUACUAUUAACAUAGAUUCCACGUGGCAAGACGAAAGUAAUCACGCGGAAGAACCACUGAGUAUAGAAAGAGAGUGUAAUGAAGGAAGUACAGAGAGGCAAAAGUCAGUAGAAAAAAAAUCAAACUCUGCAAGAAUUUGUAAUCUGACUGAGGAGGAAUCUUCAAAGAGUUCUGAUUUGUUUAGUUUAUGGACUACAGAAGAGAAGGAAAAACUCUUACUGUGUGUGGCAAAAAUUUUUCAAAUUCAGUUUCCUUUAUAUACUGCUUAUAAGCAUAAUACUCACCCUACUAUAGAGGACAUAUCAACCCAAGAAAGCAACAUAUUAGGGGCGUUCUGUGAUAUGAAUGAUGUAGAAGUACCAUUGCAUUUGCUUCGUUAUGUAUGUUUGUUUUGUGGGAAAAAUGGCCUUUCUCUCAUGAAGGAUUGUUUUGAAUUUGGAACUCCUGAAACUUUGCCAUUUCUUAUAGCACAUGCAUUUAUUACAGUUGUAUCUAAUAUUAGAAUAUGGCUACAUAUCCCUGCUGUCAUGCAGCACAUUAUCCCUUUUAGAACCUAUGUUAUCAGGUACUUAUGCAAGCUCUCUGAUCAAGAGUUAAGACAGAGUGCGGCUCGUAACAUGGCUGACUUAAUGUGGAGCACAGUGAAAGAACCAUUGGAUACAACUUUAUGCUUUGAUAAAGAAAGCCUAGAUCUUGCUUUUAAGUACUUUAUGUCACCUACUUUGACUAUGAGGUUGACUGGACUAAGUCAGAUAACGAAUCAACUUCACACCUUCAAUGAUGUGUGCAAUAAUGAAUCAUUGGUAUCAGACACAGAAACGUCCAUUGCAAAAGAACUUGCAGACUGGCUUAUAAGCAACAAUGUGGUAGAGCAUAUAUUUGGACCAAAUUUACAUAUUGAGAUUAUCAAACAGUGCCAGGUGAUUUUGAAUUUUUUGGCAGCAGAAGGACGACUGAGCACUCAGCAUAUUGACUGCAUUUGGGCUGCAGCACAGUUGAAACAUUGUAGUCGGUAUAUACAUGAUUUAUUUCCUUCACUUAUCAAGAAUUUGGAUCCAGUACCACUUAGACAUCUCCUUAAUUUGGUUUCAGCUCUUGAGCCAAGUGUCCAUACUGAACAGACAUUGUACUUGGCAUCAAUGUUAAUUAAAGCAUUAUGGAAUAAUGCACUGGCAGCUAAAGCUCAGCUAUCAAAACAGAGUUCUUUUGCAUCUUUAUUAAAUACUAAUCUUCCCAUUGGAAAUAAGAAAGAGGAAGAAGAGCUCAGAAGAGCAGUUCCAUCACCUUGGUCACCUGCAGCUAGUCCUCAAAGCAGUGAUAACAGUGAUACCCAUCAAAGUGGAGGCAGUGACAUUGAAAUGGAUGAGCAACUUAUUAAUAGAACCAAACAUGUGCAACAGCGACUUUCAGACACAGAGGAGUCCAUGCAGGGAAGUUCUGAUGAAACUGCCAACAGUGGUGAAGAUGGAAGCAGUGGUCCUGGUAGCAGUAGUGGGCAUAGUGAUGGAUCUAGCAAUGAGGUGAAUUCUAGCCAUGCAAGCCAGUCAGCUGGGAGCCCUGGCAGUGAGGUACAGUCAGAAGACAUUGCAGAUAUUGAAGCCCUUAAAGAAGAAGAUGAAGAUGAUGAUCGUGGUCAUAAUCCUCCUAAAAACAGUUGUGGUACAGAUCCUCGGAACAGGAAGUUAGAAAGUCAAGCAGGCAUUUGCUUAGGGGAUUCCCAAGGCCCAUCAGAAAGAAGUGGGACAAGCAGUGGAACAGGAAAGGACCUGGUUUUUAACACUGAAUCAAUGCCAUCUGUAGAUAAUCGAAUACGAAUGCUAGAUGCCUGUUCACACUCUGAAGAUCCAGAACAUGAUAUUUCAGGGGAAAUGAAUGCUGCUCAUAUAGCACAAGCAUCUCAGGAAUCUUGUAUUACACGCACUGGGGACUUUCUUGGGGAGACUAUUGGGAAUGAAUUAUUUAAUUGUCGGCAGUUUAUUGGUCCACAGCAUCACCACCACCACCACCACCACCACCACCACCACCACCAUGAUGGGCAUAUGGUUGAUGAUAUGCUAAGUGCAGAUGAUGUCAGUUGCAGUAGCUCCCAGGUCAGUGCAAAAUCAGAAAAAAAUAUGGCUGAUUUUGAUGGUGAAGAAUCUGGGUGUGAAGAGGAGCUAGUUCAGAUUAAUUCACAUGCAGAGCUAACAUCUCAUCUCCAACAACAUCUUCCCAAUUUAGCAUCUAUUUACCAUGAACAUCUUAGUCAAGGACCUGCAGUUCAUAAACAUCAAUUCAACAGUAAUGCUGUGACAGAUAUUAAUUUGGAUAAUGUUUGCAAGAAAGGAAACACUUUGUUGUGGGAUAUAGUCCAAGAUGAUGAUGCAGUUAAUCUUUCUGAAGGAUUAAUAAAUGAAGCAGAAAAACUUCUCUGUUCCUUAGUAUGUUGGUUUACGGAUAGACAGAUUCGAAUGAGAUUCAUUGAAGGUUGCCUUGAAAAUUUAGGAAACAACAGAUCAGUAGUAAUUUCACUUCGUCUUCUUCCAAAACUAUUUGGUACUUUUCAGCAGUUUGGGAGCAGUUAUGAUACACAUUGGAUUACAAUGUGGGCAGAAAAAGAACUUAACAUGAUGAAGCUUUUCUUUGAUAAUUUAGUCUACUACAUUCAAGCUGUAAGAGAAGGAAGACAAAAACAUGCACUGUACAGCCAUAGUGCCGAAGUUCAAGUUCGACUUCAGUUCUUGACUUGUGUGUUUUCAACUCUGGGAUCACCUGAUCAUUUCAGGUUAAGUUUAGAGCAAGUUGACAUUUUAUGGCAUUGUUUAGUAGAAGAUUCAGAGUGUUAUGAUGAUGCACUUCAUUGGUUUUUGAAUCAAGUUCGAAGUAAAGAUCAGCAUGCUAUGGGAAUGGAAACCUAUAAACAUCUUUUCCUGGAGAAGAUGCCCCAGCUAAAACCUGAAACAAUUAGCAUGACUGGCUUAAACCUAUUUCAACAUCUCUGUAACUUGGCUCGAUUGGCUACCAGUGCCUAUGAUGGUGGCUCAAACUCUGAGCUUUGUGGUAUGGACCAAUUUUGGGGCAUUGCUUUAAGAGCACAAUCUGGUGAUGUCAGUCGUGCAGCUAUCCAGUAUAUUAAUUCCUAUUAUAUUAAUGGUAAAACGGGUUUGGAGAAGGAACAAGAAUUUAUUAGUAAAUGUAUGGAGAGUCUAAUGAUAGCUUCUAGCAGUCUUGAACAGGAAUCACACUCCAGUCUCACUGUAAUAGAAAGAGGACUCCUUAUGCUGAAGACACAUCUGGAAGCAUUUAGGAGAAGGUUUGCCUAUCACCUCAGACAGUGGCAAAUUGAAGGCACUGGUAUUAGUAGUCAUUUGAAAGCACUGAGUGACAAACAGUCCCUUCCUCUAAGGGUUGUAUGCCAGCCAGCUGGACUUCCUGACAAGAUGACUAUUGAAAUGUAUCCUAGUGACCAGGUAGCAGAUCUUAGGGCUGAAGUAACUCAUUGGUAUGAAAAUUUACAGAAAGAACAAAUAAAUCAACAAGCUCAGCUUCAGGAGUUUGGUCAAAGCAGCCGAAAGGGAGAGUUUCCUGGAGGCCUCAUGGGACCUGUCAGGAUGAUUUCAUCUGGACAUGAAUUAACAACAGAUUAUGAUGAAAAAGCACUUCAUGAGCUUGGUUUUAAGGAUAUGCAGAUGGUAUUUGUAUCUUUGGGUGCACCAAGGAGAGAACGGAAAGGGGAAGGUGUUCAACUGCCAGCAUCUUGCCUACCACCCCCUCAGAAGGAUAACAUUCCGAUGCUUUUGCUUUUACAAGAACCUCAUUUAACUACUCUUUUUGAUUUAUUAGAGAUGCUUGCAUCAUUUAAACCACCCUCAGGAAAAGUGGUAGUGGAAGACAGUGAGCGUUUAAGAUGUGAAGAACUUCAUCUUCAUGCAGAAAACCUCUCUAGGCGUGUAUGGGAGCUACUGAUGCUUCUUCCUACAUGUCCUAACAUGCUGAUGGCAUUCCAGAAUAUUUCAGAUGAACAGGGUAAUGAUGGACUUAAUUGGAAAGAACUUCUCAAAAUUAAGAGUGCUCACAAGCUGUUAUAUGCCCUAGAAAUUAUUGAAGCACUGGGAAAACCUAACAGAAGAAUAAGGAGAGAGUCAACGGGAAGUUACAGUGAUCUUUAUCCAGAUUCAGAUGAUUCAAGUGAGGAUCAAGUGGAAAAUAGUAAAAAUUCCUGGAGUUGCAAGUUUGUUGCUGCUGGAGGCCUUCAGCAGCUGCUGGAGAUUUUUAAUUCUGGAAUUCUGGAGCCCAAAGAGCAAGAAUCCUGGACUGUGGUGAGAAUUUAUAAUUUAAACCAAUUAGUAUUUCUUGUUCUUGUGCAAGGAACCAGUUUGAUUCAGCGACUUAUGUCUGUUGCUUAUACAUAUGAUAAUCUGGCUCCUAGAGUUUUGAAAGCUCAGUCUGAUCACAGGUCUAGACAUGAAGUUUCACAUUAUUCAAUGUGGCUCUUGGUGAGUUGGGCUCAUUGCUGUUCGAUAGUGAAAUCUAGCCUUGCUGACAGUGAUCAUUUACAAGACUGGCUAAAGAAAUUGACCCUCCUUAUUCCUGAGACUGCAGUCCGUCAUGAGUCUUGCAAUGGUCUUUAUAAGUUAUCUCUGUCAGGGCUGGAUGGAGGAGACUCAAUCAAUCGCUCUUUUCUGCUGUUGGCUGCCUCAACAUUGUUGAAAUUUCUUCCUGAUGCUCAAGCACUAAAACCUAUCAGGAUAGAUGAUUAUGAGGAAGAACCAAUGUUAAAACCUGGAUGUAAGGAGUAUUUUUGGUUGUUGUGCAAAUUAGUUGACAACAUACAUAUAAAGGACGCUAGCCAGACAACACUCCUCGAUCUAGAUGCAUUGGCACGACAUUUGGCUGAUUGUAUUCGAAGCAGGGAGAUCCUUGAUCAUCAAGAUGGUAAUAUUGAAGAUGAUGGGCUUACAGGACUCCUAAGGCUUGCAACAAGUGUUAUUAAACACAAACCACCCUUUAAGUUUUCAAGGGAAGGACAGGAAUUUUUAAGAGAUAUCUUCAAUCUUCUGUUUUUGUUGCCUAGUCUGAAAGAUAGACAACAGCCAAAGUGCAAGUCACAUUCUUCAAGAGCUGCUGCUUAUGAUCUGUUAGUAGAAAUGGUAAAGGGAUCUGUUGAGAACUACAGGCUAAUACACAAUUGGGUUAUGGCACAACACAUGCAGUCUCAUGCACCUUACAAAUGGGACUACUGGCCUCAUGAAGAUGUCCGUGCUGAAUGUAGAUUUGUUGGCCUUACUAACCUUGGAGCUACUUGUUACUUGGCUUCCACAAUUCAGCAACUUUAUAUGAUACCUGAGGCAAGACAGGCUGUCUUCACUGCUAAGUAUUCAGAAGAUAUGAAGCACAAGACCACUCUUCUGGAGCUUCAAAAAAUGUUUACAUAUUUAAUGGAGAGUGAAUGUAAAGCAUAUAAUCCUAGACCCUUUUGUAAGACCUACACCAUGGAUAAGCAGCCUCUGAAUACUGGGGAGCAGAAAGAUAUGACAGAGUUUUUUACUGAUCUGAUUACCAAAAUUGAAGAAAUGUCUCCAGAACUGAAAAAUACCGUCAAAAGUUUGUUUGGAGGUGUAAUUACAAACAAUGUUGUGUCCUUGGAUUGUGAACACGUUAGUCAGACCGCUGAAGAGUUUUAUACUGUGAGGUGCCAGGUGGCUGACAUGAAGAACAUUUAUGAAUCUCUUGAUGAAGUUACCAUUAAAGACACUUUAGAAGGAGACAACAUGUAUACUUGCUCUCAUUGUGGGAAGAAAGUACGAGCUGAAAAAAGAGCAUGUUUUAAGAAAUUGCCUCGCAUUCUGAGUUUCAAUACGAUGAGAUAUACAUUUAAUAUGGUCACGAUGAUGAAAGAGAAAGUGAACACACACUUUUCCUUUCCACUGCGUUUGGAUAUGACACCUUAUACGGAAGAUUUUCUUAUGGGAAAGAGUGACAGAAAAGAAGGUUUUAAGGAAGUCAGUGAUCAUUCAAAAGACACAGAGAGCUAUGAGUAUGACUUAAUAGGAGUGACUGUUCAUACAGGAACAGCAGAUGGUGGGCACUAUUACAGCUUCAUCAGAGAUAUAGUCAAUCCACAUGCUUAUAAAAACAAUAAAUGGUAUCUUUUUAAUGAUGCUGAGGUGAAACCUUUUGAUUCUGCUCAACUGGCUUCUGAAUGUUUUGGUGGAGAGAUGACAACCAAGACUUAUGAUUCUGUUACAGAUAAAUUUAUGGAUUUCUCCUUUGAAAAGACACACAGUGCAUAUAUGCUGUUUUACAAGCGCAUGGAACCAGAGGAAGAAAAUGGCAACGAAUACAAAUUUGAUGUUUCAUCAGAGUUACUAGAGUGGAUUUGGCAUGAUAACAUGCAGUUUCUCCAAGACAAAAAUAUUUUUGAACAUACAUAUUUUGGGUUUAUGUGGCAGUUGUGUAGCUGUAUUCCCAGUACUUUACCAGAUCCUAAAGCUGUGUCCCUAAUGACAGCAAAGUUAAGCACUUCCUUUGUCCUAGAGACAUUUAUUCAUUCAAAAGAAAAGCCCACAAUGCUUCAGUGGAUUGAACUGUUAACCAAACAGUUUAAUAACAGUCAAGCAGCUUGUGAGUGGUUUUUAGACCGCAUGGCUGAUGAUGACUGGUGGCCAAUGCAGAUACUGAUUAAGUGCCCUAAUCAAAUUGUAAGACAGAUGUUUCAGCGUUUGUGCAUCCAUGUGAUUCAGAGACUUAGACCUGUGCAUGCUCAUCUCUAUCUACAGCCAGGAAUGGAAGAUGGGUCAGAUGAUAUGGAUGCCUCAGUAGAAGACAUUGGUGGUCGUUCAUGUGUCACUCGAUUUGUGAGAACUCUGUUAUUAAUUAUGGAACAUGGUGUAAAACCUCACAGUAAACAUCUUACAGAGUAUUUUGCCUUUCUUUACGAAUUUGCGAAAAUGGGUGAAGAAGAGAGCCAGUUUUUGCUUUCAUUGCAAGCCAUAUCUACAAUGGUACAUUUUUACAUGGGAACCAAAGGGCCUGAAAAUCCUCAAGUUGAAGUAUUGUCAGAGGAAGAAGGGGAAGAAGAGGAGGAGGAAGAAGAUAUCCUUUCCCUGGCAGAAGAAAAAUACAGGCCAGCUGCCCUUGAAAAAAUGAUAGCUUUAGUUGCUCUUUUGGUUGAACAGUCUCGCUCAGAAAGGCAUUUGACAUUAUCACAGACUGACAUGGCCGCAUUAACAGGAGGAAAGGGAUUUCCCUUCUUGUUUCAACACAUUCGUGAUGGCAUCAAUAUAAGACAAACUUGUAAUCUGAUUUUCAGUCUAUGUCGAUACAAUAAUCGACUUGCGGAACAUAUUGUAUCCAUGCUUUUCACAUCAAUAGCUAAGUUGACUCCUGAGGCAGCCAAUCCUUUCUUUAAGUUGUUGACUAUGCUAAUGGAGUUCGCUGGUGGACCUCCAGGAAUGCCUCCCUUUGCAUCUUAUAUUCUACAGAGGAUAUGGGAGGUAAUUGAAUACAAUCCUUCUCAGUGUCUGGAUUGGUUGGCAGUGCAGACACCCCGAAAUAAACUGGCACACAGCUGGGUCCUACAGAAUAUGGAAAACUGGGUCGAGCGGUUUCUUUUGGCUCACAAUUAUCCUAGAGUCAGGACUUCUGCAGCUUAUCUUCUGGUAUCCCUUAUACCAAGCAAUUCAUUCCGCCAGAUGUUCCGGUCAACAAGGUCUUUGCACAUCCCAACCCGUGACCUUCCACUCAGCCCAGACACAACAGUAGUCCUACAUCAGGUCUACAACGUGCUCCUUGGUUUGCUCUCAAGAGCCAAACUUUAUGUUGAUGCUGCUGUUCAUGGCACUACAAAGCUAGUGCCCUAUUUUAGCUUUAUGACUUACUGUUUAAUAUCCAAAACUGAGAAGCUGAUGUUUUCCACUUAUUUCAUGGAUUUGUGGAACCUUUUCCAGCCUAAACUUUCUGAGCCAGCAAUAGCUACAAAUCACAAUAAACAGGCUUUGCUUUCAUUUUGGUACAAUGUGUGUGCUGACUGUCCAGAGAAUAUCCGCCUUAUUGUUCAAAACCCAGUGGUAACCAAGAACAUUGCCUUCAAUUACAUCCUUGCUGACCAUGAUGAUCAGGAUGUGGUGCUUUUUAACCGUGGGAUGCUGCCUGCCUACUACGGCAUCCUGAGGCUCUGCUGUGAGCAGUCUCCCGCGUUCACACGACAACUGGCUUCUCACCAGAACAUCCAGUGGGCCUUUAAGAAUCUUACACCACAUGCCAGCCAAUACCCUGGAGCAGUGGAAGAACUAUUUAACCUGAUGCAGCUAUUUAUAGCUCAGAGGCCAGAUAUGAGGGAAGAAGAAUUAGAAGAUAUUAAGCAGUUUAAGAAAACAACUAUAAGUUGUUACUUACGUUGUUUAGAUGGCCGCUCCUGCUGGACUACUUUAAUAAGUGCCUUCAGAAUACUAUUAGAAUCUGAUGAAGAUAGACUUCUUGUUGUAUUUAAUCGAGGGUUGGUCCUGAUGACUGAGUCUUUCAACACACUGCACAUGAUGUAUCAUGAAGCCACAGCUUGCCAUGUGACUGGAGACUUAGUAGAACUUCUAUCAAUAUUUCUUUCAGUUUUGAAGUCUACACGCCCAUAUCUUCAGAGAAAAGAUGUGAAACAAGCAUUAAUUCAGUGGCAGGAGCGAAUUGAAUUUGCUCAUAAACUGUUAACUCUUCUGAAUUCCUAUAGCCCUCCAGAACUUAGAAAUGCCUGUAUAGAUGUCCUCAAAGAACUUGUGCUUUUGAGUCCCCAUGACUUUCUUCACACUCUGGUUCCAUUUCUGCAACACAACCAUUGUACUUACCAUCACAGUAAUAUACCAAUGUCUCUUGGACCUUAUUUCCCUUGUCGAGAAAAUAUCAAGCUAAUAGGAGGGAAAAGCAAUAUUCGGCCUCCGCGCCCUGAACUCAAUAUGUGCCUCUUGCCCACAAUGGUGGAAACCAGUAAGGGCAAAGAUGACGUUUAUGAUCGUAUGCUGCUAGACUACUUCUUUUCUUAUCAUCAAUUCAUCCAUCUAUUAUGCCGAGUUGCAAUCAACUGUGAAAAAUUUACUGAAACAUUAGUUAAGCUGAGUGUCCUAGUUGCCUAUGAAGGUUUGCCACUUCAUCUUGCACUGUUCCCCAAACUUUGGACUGAGCUAUGCCAGACUCAGUCUGCGAUGUCAAAAAACUGCAUCAAGCUUUUGUGUGAAGAUCCUGUGUUUGCAGAAUAUAUAAAAUGUAUCCUAAUGGACGAAAGAACCUUUCUAAACAACAACAUUGUCUACACAUUCAUGACACAUUUUCUUCUAAAGGUUCAAGGUCAAGUGUUUUCUGAAGCAAACUGUGCCAAUUUGAUCAGCACCCUUAUUACAAACUUGAUAAAUCAGUAUCAGAAUCUGCAAUCUGAUUUCACCAACAGAGUUGAAAUUUCCAAAGCAAGUGCUUCUUUAAAUGGGGACCUGAGGGCACUUGCGUUGCUCCUGUCAGUACACACUCCCAAACAGUUAAACCCAGCUCUAGUUCCAACUCUGCAAGAGCUUUUAAGCAAAUGCAGGACUUGUCUGCAACAGAGAAACUCACUCCAAGAGCAAGAAGCCAAAGAAAGAAAAACUAAAGAUGACGAAGGGGCGACUCCUGUGAAAAGACGGCGCGUUAGCAGUGACGAGGAGCACACUGGAGACGGCUGCAUCAGCGACAUGAAAACGGAAACCAGGGACGUCCUGACCCCAACAAGCACUUCAGACAAUGAGACAAGAGACUCCUCAAUUAUCGAUCCAGGAACUGAGCAAGAUCCUCCUUCCCCUGAAAAUAGUUCUGUUAAAGAGUACCGAAUGGACGUUCCAUCUUCGUUUUCAGAAGACAUAUCAAAUAUCAGGUCACAGCAUGCAGAAGAACAGUCCAGUGAUGGUAGAUUUGAAGACUGUAAAGAAUUUAAAGACCUUCACUGUUCCAAGGAUUCUAACCUAGCUGAGGAAGAAUCAGAGUUCCCUUCUACUUCACUCUCUGCAGUUCUGUCUGACUUAGCUGACUUGAGAAGCUGUGAUGGUCAAGCUUUGCCCUCCCAGGACCCUGAGGCUGCUUUAUCACUCAGUUGUGGCCAUUCCAGAGGACUCUUUAGUCAGAUGCAGCAACAUGACAUUUUAGAUACCCUGUGUAGGACCAUUGAAUCCACAAUCCAUGUGGUCACAAGGAUAUCUGGCAAAGGAAACCAAGCUGCUUCUUGACAUUAGAUGUAGCAUGUCUACUUUUAAGGUUCUCCUUCCCCCAAUGCUGUUUGUAUAAGUUUUGCUUAUUUCUGUUUUUGUGCUUCAGUUUGUCCAGUGCUCUCUGCUUGAAUGGCAAGAUAGAUUUAUAGGCUUAAUUCUUGGUCAGGCAGAACUCCAGAUAAAAAAAUUUGCAUUUCUAUCUUCAAUAUACUUCCUAAAGGGCAAUCAGAUAGUGGGUAUGUUUUAUGUAAUGAAGAGUUCACUGUAGUGGCUUUCAUUUAAUACAGCUGUUUGGGAGGAGCAGGGUUCCCUGGCCCUGCACAAUGUAAUUUAAACUUACAGCAUUUUUACUGUGUAUAAUAUGGUGUCCUCUGUGCCAGUUUUGUACCUUAUAAUAGAGGCAGAUUGCCUCUGAUCGCUGUGGUUCUUAUUAUCAAAAUUAAGUUUACUUGUAUACGGAACAACCACAAGAAAUUUGAUUCUGUAAAGAAUCCUCUUUAGCUGUGGCCUGGCAGUAUAUAAAUGGUGCUUUAUUUAACAGAAUACCUGUGGAGGAAAUAAAGCACACUUGAUGUAAAAAUAAUUGUUUUAUUUUUAUUGACAUGACUGAUUGCUAUUCUGUGCACUUAAUUAAACUGAUUGUGAUGACUUUUCA